This is a messenger RNA of Paramecium pentaurelia, 1460 nucleotides long. NCBI's taxonomy places the organism in Eukaryota, Ciliophora, Oligohymenophorea, Peniculida, Parameciidae. The record is from the annotation of a GenBank genome assembly.
AUGAGUAUAAUAAGAGAGAAUAACAAGAAUAGAGGUAAGGUCUAUCGAUGCUUUGCUAUAUUUAAUUGUAAUAGAUAAGAAUUCAUUCACAUUCAGAAAAGACGUUGUAAUAAGUCUUAUGAAUCCUCUUAUCAAGAUGUCAAAGAUUAAGCUGAAACAUGUUUCUAAACUAAUUCUAAAUAAUUAAAUUAUAAAAAUGCCUAUUCAGAAUGGUUUGGAAUAUUAGAUUAACAUUAAUGUAAUUUAAAUAUAACAUAUUUCUAGAGUGUUAUUUUUUAUUUAUGCUUUUUCCCUAAAGUAAUAUACAAUUAGUGAAUGAUGCUUUAAAUCAAAUAAUUAAACUAGUAUCUACUAUACCUAAUUAUUAUCAUGUAAAUCUCUUAAGAUAAGUAGUUAACUUCUGAACAAUUAGAUUAACUGAAAAGAACAGAAAUUAGAAAACUGAUAGACAUAUUGGAAAGUUAAUACAUUGAAAAUGAAGGAAUUAUGGGUAAUCCAUCAGAAGAUGAAUUAGCUGGUAGCAAAAUUAUAACAUUUAAUCCUAUUAAGUAUAUCUAAUCAUAAUUUAUAGAUCCAAUCCUUAAAGUUCAUUCAGAUCAAAUAUACAAUAAUAACCAUCUAAAAAUGAUACUGUAAUAUUCUAUCCUUAAUAAUUAGAGAGAUCUAGCUUAAACUAAAACUACAGAUAGAGAAUAUGUAGAAUUUGGAGUUUAUAGAGGAUUUGCAAUAUACAGUAUCAAAUUGCAAAAAAUCAUAUUUCAAAUUCGUAGAGGUUCCAAAUAAUCAUUUACAUAAACAAUUAAUAAUAUUGAGAAACUUCUAAAUUUAAAAUCUAAAUAACCUGAUUAAAAUUAAUUAUUCAUUGAAAAAAUAAAUUCUAGAGCAGAAUGGCAUGGAAAGUAUAACAAAUCUGAUUGUAUUUAUUAUUAUUAGAUUUAAUAGAAUGCUAUUAUUUAAUUAUGACAUUUUAGAAUGCUGAUCAGGAGUAAUGCAAUAAUACUUUAAAAUUAGCUAUAAGUAGAUUUUCUAAAGAUUAAAAUUUUGUUUAAUAUUCAUAAUAAGAAUUAAAUGAUAAAUAUCUUUGGGAUAUUAGUAAUUUGUUGAAAUCAUCAGAAAGACAUUAUGAAUAUGAUUAAGGUUCUUUAGGAGCACCAAGUGAUGAUGAGAUCAUACCUAAAUUAGAUAUUCUUAAAUAAAGUACUUUAGGAUUAACUAAAAAUUAUUCAACUUUUUCAGCAUCUAAAAUGGAAUUAAUUUAAAUGUAAAUAUUACCAAGAUCUCAUUUAAUAUAAUUAGGAGAAACUGAUUUAGAUUCUCCUAUAUAAACUAAAGAAACUAUUUUAACAAAACUUAAUCAUUUUGAACCAAAGGUGGAUGAUACAGAAGAUAUAUUAUAAUAUGGUGUUAUCACAUCUAUUGUUAUUUUAUUAAUUAUUUCUAUAUAUUUAAUUUUAAAAUGA